Messenger RNA from Harpegnathos saltator (Jerdon's jumping ant), 1210 nucleotides. RefSeq names its product PQ-loop repeat-containing protein 1. Gene Ontology annotation, cellular component: endosome; trans-Golgi network. Lineage: Eukaryota; Metazoa; Arthropoda; Insecta; Hymenoptera; Formicidae. The record is from RefSeq and is a predicted model, not a curated record. The coding region runs from base 346 to 1092 and encodes 248 amino acids. Gene Ontology annotation, biological process: phospholipid translocation; retrograde transport, endosome to Golgi. The transcript is spliced from 4 exons.
AAACUUCACAUUCUUUGACAGGUCGCGGACCCCGCAGACCGAAGCACGCGAAAGAAUGGAGGUGGCCUGUGUGUGUUAUCUCGGAAGUAAAUGCUGACGAUAAAUGCACGGUGUUAGAAACGAUGCUAUAAUUGGACAUAUUAUACAAGGAUAUUGAGUCUAUUAACGUCACAAAUCAAAGACAGAUAUGAGCUUAUAUUAUCAUUAUUGGCGGAAAUGGGCAGCGUGACAGGGACGGCGAGUAGCUCAGACGUAACCUAAAACCGUUAUAAUAUUUGCACAUGCAAUUUUUGUGAUAUGAUGUGUUAGCGCAUUGUUAUACGAGACACGGUAUGCUUCAAGUAGAUGCCUGUCGCGAUGGACAGGUAUGAGCUGACAUUGAAAAACGUAAUCAGCUGGAUCGCAUCGGGUGCGAUGAUUAUCGGCGGAAUUAUACCAUAUGUACCGCAAUAUAAGGAAAUCAAGAGGAAAGAAGAUGCGGAAGGAUUCUCCCUUUAUGUUUGUCUCACUCUUUUAAUCGCCAACACGCUCCGUAUACUAUUUUGGUUCGGCAAACAUUAUGAACUUCCCCUCUUGUUGCAAAGUGUACUCAUGAUUUUUGCAAUGUUUGUUAUGAUUAAACUUUGUAUCAAUAUACAAAACAGAUCACAGAUAAUUAAACCAAAGGAGCAUGUGUUUACAGAUUUGGAUGUUAGAUUUUUUUGGAAGUGGACAAACUUUCAAUCCUACUUGGCUUUUAUGAUUCUAUUUGCCACUGUAAGUGGUAUAUUAAUGUAUUUAUUUGUGGAUAUACCAAUAUUUAUUGAAGUUGUUGGAUUAUUAGCGGUGUUGAUAGAAGCUAUGCUUGGUGUUCCUCAAUUUCUAAGGAACUCUUCCAACAAAUCCACUGCAGGGAUGAGUGUGACUAUGGUAGCUAUGUGGACGCUAGGGGAUGUUUUCAAGACCUGCUACUUUAUCUUGAAGGAUACUCCGGUGCAAUUUCAAGUAUGUGGUGCUGUUCAAGUCGCAAUUGAUAUUGCUAUUUUGGCACAAGUGUAUAUUUAUCCAAAGAAUAACGCGUCACACAUAAGGACACCCACUAGAGAAGAUUGAAGAACGCUCAGCGAGUUAUUCAUGUCGUUUUACGUUUAUAUAUACAAGUUUUCUUAAUGCAGAUUUAUAGUAAGAUGUGAAAAAUAUAUUUUUAUAUCGAUUGACUGUUGCGGAGGAA